Molecule: messenger RNA, 410 nt
Organism: Musa acuminata subsp. malaccensis (wild Malaysian banana)
Lineage: Eukaryota; Viridiplantae; Streptophyta; Magnoliopsida; Zingiberales; Musaceae
Source: RefSeq, a predicted model, not a curated record
CACCGAUCUAGAGAAGAGAAGAGCAAGCUGUGGACGAGUAGGCAAAGCACGAGAGAGCGAGCCAGAGAGGAAGGAUGAGCCGGAGCCUAGGGAUCCCGGUGAAGUUGUUGCACGAGGCGGCGGGGCACGUGGUGACGGUGGAGCUCAAGAGCGGCGAGCUCUACCGUGGCUCCAUGAUCGAGUGCGAGGACAACUGGAACUGCCAGCUCGAGAACAUCACUUACACCGCCAAGGACGGGAAGGUGUCGCAACUGGAGCAUGUUUUCAUCAGAGGCAGCAAAGUAAGGUUUAUGGUCAUCCCUGACAUGCUGAAAAAUGCGCCAAUGUUCAAGCGCUUGGAUGCGAGAAUUCGAGGCAAGGGAUCAGCUCUUGGAGUUGGCCGGGGCCGUGCUGUCGCUAUGCGUGCUAGG